This is a messenger RNA of Leopardus geoffroyi (Geoffroy's cat), 3950 nucleotides long. RefSeq names its product golgin A2 (gene GOLGA2). Gene Ontology annotation, cellular component: Golgi apparatus; cis-Golgi network; Golgi cis cisterna. The transcript has 26 exons. The record is from RefSeq and is a predicted model, not a curated record. The coding region runs from base 86 to 3211 and encodes 1041 amino acids. Lineage: Eukaryota; Metazoa; Chordata; Mammalia; Carnivora; Felidae. Gene Ontology annotation, biological process: spindle assembly; Golgi organization. Gene Ontology annotation, molecular function: protein binding.
UGCGCAGUGACUACCGGGAGCAAUUCCGCAGUGGUUGCUGGGAUCGCGAUGAUGUGGCCCCCCCCGUCCCCCUCCCCUUCCCGUGAUGUCGGAAGAAACCCGACAGAGCAAAUUGGCUGCGGCCAGGAAAAAGUUGAGAGAGUAUCAGCAGAAGAACAGCCCUGGUGUUCCUGCAGGAGCGAAGAAGAAAAGGAAGAUUAAAAAUGGCAGUAACCCUGAGACAGCCACUGGUGAUGGUUGUCACACUCCUGAGGAUAUUCAGGACAUUCUGAAGGUGCUGGUGUCCGACCUUAACCGCUCCAAUGGGGUAGCGCUCCCCCCAUUGGACAAGUGGAAGGCGCCCAAAGACCGCGCCGCUCCUGCUGCACCAACUGUUGAUGACACCGUGUCACCUGGCGGUGUCCCUUCCCCCUGUGCUAGUCCCCCCCGUGUCACUAGCAUGGCAUCAACUCAGACCCAUGAUGCAAAAAAUGAACCUUUUCUCAUGGAAGAAAGCAAAUGUCUGUCAUCUACCGAGAGCCUGCGACAGCUUUCUCAGCAGCUCAAUGGUCUUGUGUCUGAGUCUUCAUCCUACAUCAAUGGGGAGGGCCUGGCUACUUCUGCUAACAUAAAGGAUCUGGAGAGCCGGUACCAAGAGCUAUCACUAGCCCUGGACUCCAGCAAUCUAACAAACAAACAACUCAGUAGCAAGAUAGAGGAAUUGAAACAACAGCACCAGGAAACUUUGGAUCAACUGGAAAAAGAGAAGAAGGAGUUUGAGCAGAAGCUUAUGAAGGAACAGGGUUCUCUAAGGGAACAGCUACAGGUUCACAUCCAGACCAUAGGGAUUCUGGUGUCUGAGAAGACCGAUUUACAUACAGCCUUGGUCCAUACACAGCAGGCAGUCAGGCAGAAAGCAGGAGAGUCUGAAGAUCUUGCUAGUCGCCUGCAGUCUUCCCGCCAGCGCGUAGGAGAGCUGGAGCGCACGCUGUCUGCUGUCUCUACACAGCAGAAACAGGUGGACAAGCACAACAAGGACUUGACCAAAGAGCGAGAUGCCCUCAAACUGGAAUUAUACAAGAACAACAAAGACAACGAGGACCUAAAGGAGCAUAACUCGGAGCUGGAAGAGAGGCUGCGUGUCUGUAUGAAAGAGAAGGAGGCCCUGCAGCUUGGGGUGCAGGAGCUGGAGAAGAAGCUGGAGAUGUCGGAGCUCCUGCUGCAGCAGUUUUCUAGUGGGUCUAAACCCCCCGACAGCAACCAACAGUUACAGCAGGCCCUGGAAGAACGGGCACGGCUGGAGACACGUGUGGGGCAGCUGAAAGACACCCUCAAGCAUAUGCAGCUGGAGAGAGACAAGUAUGUAGAGAAUCUGAAAGAGGAUAAUGCCUUUUGGCAGGAAAGGAUGAAACAGAUGUCUGAAAAGAUGCAGCAGUUGAAGGAAGAGAAGGAGCACAGCGUGAGUCAGGUGCAGGAGCUGGAGGCCAGCUUGGCUGAACUGAAGAAACAGAUAGAGGCCCCCCCAGCCCAGGAAGCUCCAGCGGGGCCCUCGGAGGUGGAAGAGCGACUGCAGGCGGAGGCUGAACAACUGCAGAAGGAGCUGGAGAACCUGGCAGGGCAGCUGCGGGCCCAGGUGCAGGACAACGAAGGUCUGAGCCGCCUGAACUGGGAGCAGGAGCAGCGGCUGCUGGAGCUGGAGCGGGCCGCCGAGUGCUGGGGGGAGCAGGCUGAGGAGCGCAAGCAGAUUCUGGAAACCAUGCAGAAUGACCGGACCACCAUCAGCCGUGCGCUGUCCCAGAACCGUGAGCUCAAGGAGCAGCUGGCUGAGCUGCAGAAUGGCUUCGUCAGGCUGAGCAACGAGAAUAUGGAGAUUACCAGCGCACUGCAGUCGGAGCAGCAUGUCAAGAAGGAGCUGGCCAAGAAGCUGGGCCAGCUGCAGGAGAAGCUGGCGGAGCUGAAGGAGACGGUGGAGCUGAAGAGCCAGGAGGCCGAGAGCCUGCAGCAGCAGCGAGACCAGUACGUGAGCCACCUGCAGCAGUACGUGGCGGCCUAUCAGCAGCACGUGGCCGCCUUUCAGCAGCUGGCCUCCGACAAGGAGAUGCUGCAAAAGCAGGUGCUGCUGCAGACGCAGCUUAUGGACCGGCUGCAGCACGAGGAAGUUCAGGGCAAGGCGGAGGCCGAGAUGGCCCGCCAAGAGUUACAGGAGACCCAGGGACGCCUGGAAGCUGCCACCCAGCAGAACCAGCAGCUCCAGGCGCAGCUGAACCUCAUGGCUAUGCCUGAGGAAGGAGACGGACUGGACGGUGAGGAGAAGGACGAGGAGGCAGCCCCGCCAAAGCUGAGCAUGCCGGAGGACCUAGAUAGCCGCGAGGCCAUGGUGGCAUUUUGUAACUCGGCCCUAGCCAGUGCCGAGGAGGAGCAGGCACGGCUGCGCGGGCAGCUGAAGGAGCAGAGGCUGCGCUGCAAGCGCCUGGCUCGCCUGGUGGCCCCCGGGACCACCGAGGACAGCGUGCCUGGGGAGACCCACCAGGCCCUCCAGGUGGCCAUGGACAAGCUGCAGAGCCGCUUCCUGGAGCUCAUGCAGGAGAAGGUGGAUCUGAAGGAGCGGGUGGAGGACCUGGAGCAUCGCUGCAUCCAGCUUUCUGGAGAGACGGACACCAUAGGAGAGUACAUUACCCUCUACCAGAACCAGAGGGCCGUGCUAAAGGAGCGGCACCGGGAGAAAGAGGAGUACAUCAGCCGACUGGCUCAGGACAAAGAAGAAAUGAAGGUGGGCCCUCCGUCCCCCGGGAGCAAAGAGGGGGCGGGGCGGGGCCGGGGUAGAGCUGGGGCUCAGCACCUCUCCCUCCAGGUGAAGCUACUGGAGCUGCAGGAGCUGGUGCUCCGUCUGGUGGACGAGCGAAAUGAAUGGCAGGGCAAGUUCCUGGCCACUGCCCAGAACCCUGCUGGGGAACCCACUACGGCACCCCCAGCCCAAGAGCUUGGCGCUGCCAGUGGCCGGGGUGAUGAUCUUCGAGAAGUGAGCCUGGCCGACAGUGACAGUGCGGAACCUCCCCAGGGAGAGGCCCUGUCACGCCACACUGGAGCUGAGAACCCCACCGCUCAGCAGAUCAUGCAGCUGCUGUGUGAGAUCCAGAACCCCCGAGAACGCCCAGGCUUGGGCAACAACCCCUGUGUCCCCUUCUUCUACCGGGCCGAUGAAAAUGACGAGGUGAAGAUCACGGUGGUCUAGGAGUUAACACUAGCACACAAAGCCUAGACAAGUGGGGCUGGGGGCCUGUCCCUACCACCCUAUCAUUCCUUCCCGACCACCCUUUUAUCCUUAGACUACCAAGAUAAGACCCUCGAGAGGGGUAUGAUGAACCCCCUAACGAGGGAGACAAAUAUGUGCAGACCCCUUGCCACCUUGGCAACGGCUGUAUCUUUAUCUCUGGGCUGUUCACAGUUCCGGAAAAACAAAGAGCCAGAGGCUCAAUAAAUAUAGUUUAUUUAGGAGGUUGCCUCUUUUGGGGAGCAGGGGCUCCCUGGUGGCCUCCUCGCCCCCAUCAGGUAGUCCUUCAUUCAGAGGGGCUCAUGCAUCCUCUCUUCAGAGGCACUUUGGGGCACAAGUGGCCCCCACACUGUCCAGUUAGAUGACUGGGCAGCACUCUCCCAGGCCUUGGGAUGUCAGGGCUAACUGAGACCAAGCAAAGGCGUAAGCUGGUGGCGGGGUGGGCUCCUCCCCAGCUCCCUCCCCAGUGUACAUACUUAUCUGUGUAACAUUUUGUAUAUUCUGGGGAUAGGGCAGCCCCUGUACCAUAGCAGAGGUUUGAACUGGCAAAUGGGGAGAAACUUCUAUUAAAUAUUUGAAUAUAGGGAAACUUAUUUAUUGAUAGCCUAGGACAGAGAGGAAGGGGGUGGGGACGGGGUCCUGCAGGGGUAAUUCGACUCCUGUUUUGCUUUUUAUCUCAGAAUAAAUGGAUUUAGCCAUA